This is a messenger RNA of Oncorhynchus tshawytscha (Chinook salmon), 1765 nucleotides long. Its product is annotated as golgin subfamily A member 8B. The coding region runs from base 125 to 1144 and encodes 339 amino acids. The record is from RefSeq and is a predicted model, not a curated record. The transcript has 7 exons. NCBI's taxonomy places the organism in Eukaryota, Metazoa, Chordata, Actinopteri, Salmoniformes, Salmonidae.
UUGAUUGUAUGAAACCCAGAAAUUUAGAAGUGAAAAUGUGUCUGUCUUGUUUCCAUGUUUAUGUAAACCUUAGGAAUGUGAAGACCUAAAGAAGGAAAAUAAGUAUCUAUCCAAUGAGAUCCACAUGGAGCGGAUUACGAUGCGGACAGAGAAUGAACUCACCAUGAGGAACCUGAGAAACCUUAACCAGGAGCUCCAGGCCCAGGUCAAAGAGCUGAAGCACAAGGUGUAUCUGGCCCAGCAGAGAGCGACGUUGUGCACCCGAGUGGCGGAAGAGGCGACCGAUGCGCGGGCUGAGGCAGAGAAGCACAGGGCCCUUGCAGAGGCCCGGGCCCACAGUCUAAGGCAGGACAGAGAACUGACAGAGGCAGACAGGAGCCAACUGAGCGAGGACUUGCUGAAGCUAAAAAAACAGCACCAAGACGCUCAGCUUCUUCUGGCACAAACGGAGAAGAACUAUUUUGAGACAAGGCUGAAGCUAGACAGGAUAUCAGGAGAGAAACAGGCUCUGCUGGAAGAGAACAGAUGUCUGGAGGGGGACAGGGAUGCUCUGAGGCACAAACUCAGACAAGUGAUGGAUGAGAACACAAAAGUCAACGAAAAGGAGGUGAGUUCGAGGCGCAGGGCGUUGGUAGCGGAGGAGCAGAGUGAGAAGGACAGCCAGGCGAAGCAGGAAGCUAACCAGGAGAGGCGGCUGGUGGAGAAGGAGAGGCAGGAGCGCACAACCGAGUGUCUCAACUGGAGGGAGAAACAUCAGGCUCUGGCAGACAUCUUCAAAGCCCAGGAGGACCUCAAGUCUCAGAGGCAGAGCAAAGCAUGCCAAGCUACUAUCAAAAGCUUUUUCCUCUGCAUGACAGAAAAUGACCAGAGGGUGAAGAUUCUGAAGAAUCAAGAUGGCACUCCCAGGAACUUCACAGAAGGGGAUCCAAUCUUCAUCUCCACACCAGAGCAUGGGGCUGAGGAUGCUGACAGGAGCUCAUCCAGGAGCAUGUUCAGAGUAUCUGCCCCGCGAGUGGGAAAGGACCUGGGCCAAUCUCACUUUGGUGAUCUGUCUCCCGGCCUGGGAGGGGAGCACGAGGCCGGGCAUCCACGGAGAAGCAGGAAAACAGUGGAAUAUUUCUGGAUCCCAACAGAUGAGGAAUGACGACAUUACGCACAUUGUUCACUGACGAGUUACAACCCAUUUCGGAAUAGCCGGUUUUGUUUGUUGAUGCUUUUCUAUUUACCAAGGGAAAAAUGGAAUGUGUCGUUUAAAUGUAAAGAAUAGGCAACUUUCAUGAUGCAAAAGAUGAAACGACAAUUAAUCAUGAUCAGCACGGGAAAGUGGAACGUGAACACCAUUUGUAAUAGUUUGAAUUAAAAAGUGCAAAGGACAACAAGUUUCAGUGCUCAAGUAUUGGACUUUAUUGACAGUUAUGCAAUAGGUGCACAAUAGUCAUUCCUUGAAUACAACAUGAUCAAAAUCUAUUGCUUUCUAAAUACACAUGGCUUGAGAGCACAUUGGCUAAUUUUGUUGGGCAAAGUUAAAAUUGUAUUUCUCAUGAUUUCAUUAAGACUUGAGUUACUGGUCUGUUGAGCAUUUUCUCCUGAUCUACAAGGGGACGACCGAAGCAAGAGUACUUUCUCUAGGUAAACCUUUAUUCACCAAAUAAAGACAGGAUAAAAUGUAUUUGGUUCCAAAUUUCUGGGUUGAGAAGCAAAUCAAAUAUAUCGUUCUACUUUCAUAAACUCAAUAUGCUGGGGAGAAUAUAUUCCUGAACCCCAA